AUGGUGCUGCGCCUCCUGUCGGAGGGGUGCGCGGCGCGGCUGGCGCACCUGUGCGACGCCGUGCUGUCGCUGGAGCCGCUGGCGGACGACUCUGACGUGUACAGGCUGGUGCCAGACCAGGCCAGCGCCAUCGCGCUGCUGCACGUGCGCCGGCUGCCCGGCAACAGCCUGUGGCGGCCUAGGCCGGUGGGGGAGCCGCUGUUUGUUGUCCGCGGCAGCCGGCGGCGCGGCCUGGCGCUCACCGCCUUCGAGGUCGACCCGGAUGCUGCAGAGGGCCGCGAAAACGGCGGCGGCGGCGGCGGCGGCAGCGGCACGGGCGGCGGCAAGCCGGCGGCGGCGAUGCUGUGCGCGGGGCCGGGGGGCGCAGGCAAGGCCUUGGAUUUCUGA
This is a messenger RNA of Monoraphidium neglectum, 387 nucleotides long. RefSeq lists its product as hypothetical. The transcript is spliced from 3 exons. The record is from RefSeq and is a predicted model, not a curated record. Bases 1 to 387 code for a protein of 128 amino acids. Lineage: Eukaryota; Viridiplantae; Chlorophyta; Chlorophyceae; Sphaeropleales; Selenastraceae.